Molecule: messenger RNA, 1033 nt
Organism: Nanorana parkeri
Lineage: Eukaryota; Metazoa; Chordata; Amphibia; Anura; Dicroglossidae
Product: MOB kinase activator 3A
Exons: 3
Coding region: 81-731 (216 amino acids)
Biological process (GO): signal transduction; positive regulation of protein phosphorylation
Cellular component (GO): cytoplasm; nucleus
Molecular function (GO): protein kinase activator activity
Source: RefSeq, a predicted model, not a curated record
AAAUCCAUAGUUACCCAGUCAUUUGGACUGUCAGUUGGAAAGCUGACACAACUAACAAGGGUCUGUUACUCUUUACUGCCAUGUCAAAUCCCCUCAAACAGGUUUUUAACAAAGACAGAACAUUUCGCCCCAAGCGUAAGUUUGAGCCAGGCACACAGCGAUUCGAGUUGCACAAGAAAGCCCAAGCAUCACUCAAUGCAGGUCUAGAUUUGAAGUUGGCUGUUCAGCUUCCACAUGGAGAAGACUUAAAUGACUGGGUGGCAGUUCAUGUUGUAGAUUUUUUUAAUCGUAUUAAUCUUAUUUAUGGUACAAUCAGUGACAGCUGUACUGAGCAGUCUUGUCCUGUUAUGUCCGGUGGUCCGAAAUAUGAAUAUAGAUGGCAAGAUGAAAACAGAUAUCGAAAACCUACAGCAUUGUCUGCUCCAGAGUACAUGAAUCUUUUAAUGGAUUGGAUAGAGGUUCAAAUAAACAAUGAAGGACUGUUCCCUACAAAUGUUGGUACUCCCUUCCCUAAGAAUUUCCUGCAGGUUGUGAAAAAAAUUCUGUCAAGACUUUUUCGGGUCUUUGUUCAUGUCUACAUUCAUCACUUUGACAGAAUCAUCCAAAUGGGUGCAGAGGCUCAUGUGAAUACCUGCUACAAACACUUUUAUCAUUUUGUAAAAGAAUUUCAUCUGAUUGACACCAAGGAACUUGAGCCACUGAAGGAAAUGACAUUGAAGAUGUGUCACUAAAAUGUGAAUGACCUUUUCUCUCACCUGAUAAUGCCACUUGCGUUGCCUUUGGAGCCUGUCAAGAACUGGAGAGUUUUAUGUUUCUGCAAAGAGAUGGGUCACACUGGAUAAGACUAUUGCAUUUUAAUGGAUGUUUAAAUAGGAUAUUUUAAAUCUAUUUUUGAUGUGCACUUCUAGAUUUUAUUUUUUUAACUUGGUAUUUCAUAUUUUCCUUUUGAUGCUGAACUGUACUCACUUCCACUUCUGAUAUUUUUAGGGUCUGCAUUGUGUGAAUUACUUCUCCGGUUUCUUUGUCACAUUUA